Molecule: messenger RNA, 624 nt
Organism: Suillus fuscotomentosus
Lineage: Eukaryota; Fungi; Basidiomycota; Agaricomycetes; Boletales; Suillaceae
Exons: 4
Coding region: 178-474 (98 amino acids)
Biological process (GO): regulation of transcription by RNA polymerase II; positive regulation of DNA-templated transcription; poly(A)+ mRNA export from nucleus
Cellular component (GO): DUBm complex; nuclear pore; SAGA complex
Molecular function (GO): transcription coactivator activity; chromatin binding
Source: RefSeq, a predicted model, not a curated record
GUUGAAUUGUUGGUUUAUAUAUCCUCCAAUCGUAGCCAAGGACUUUGCAUCCUGCAGUAAUCUACAAUCUUCAAGCGGGUCUCGCAAUUCUUUAGUGACCGUUAAAACCCUUAUUUGGGUUUGGUGCUGAUGGUGGAUACCGUACUCUAUUGACACAUCAGGCUUUGAGGAACUGUCAUGUCCAAAUUGACCUCCGAAGUUGAAGUCCUUCAUGUAGAAGUUCACCGUCGAAUGAUCGAGAAUGGAGAGUGGGAUCGAAUAUUGCAUCUCCUGUCCUCUAAGCUCUCUGAAAGCGGAUGGGCGGAUGACCUUCUGCACCGUGCCAAAGAAAACAGUCGAAGUAUGGACCCGCUUUCCCUUCAGACGAUCCUGCAGGAAUUGUUAUCGCAUGCGCAAACAAGUGUGCCUCUCUCCGUGAAACGGGAAAUCACAACUCUUAUCAAGCAAUUCGUGAGGGAGCAAUUCGAGAAGUAGCCAAUACACCUUGCAUAACUCUCUCCUUAUCUCAUGCGAAACCGUUCAUGUAAUUCUGUUCGCAAUCAUAAGUUAAACGGAAUGACUUUGGACUACGCUAUUCAAAGGACACGCGCCCCAGCAUUUUCCUGCGGUAACCGUGGAUUUCUU